CCAGUAAAGGUAUAAAAAGGGGAAAUGGAAAGACGAACCAUCAAGACAGUUUCUUUUACAGCCCAGCUUUGGUGUGAUUGUCUGAAGCUGCAGUGACUGAGGAGUCCAGGGGGUUGCUUCUCAGUGACCAGCGAUGGCUUUCUGUCUUAUUUUGUGGGUUUCCUGGAUUUCUAUGCUGUCAAAAUACAUUUGUGUUUCAGCUGGAAAUGGGUUUCAGUAUCGGCCAGGCUAUGCCACGACAAACCUCCUGGAUGAUCAACAUGAAGAUGUCCGUAACUCUUUGACCUUUGACGAAGCAAACAAAGACACCUCAAAGUCUCCAACGUCAAUUUUAUAUUUCAGUUUUGAUGAUCCCUCGGCUCAAACUGGAAAACCACCAGAGAUGCAGAAUAUUCCAUUUGUUGAGAAAAUUGUAAAUGGCAUUUCAAGAAAGUGGGAUUCAAACCUCUUUGAACCUAUCACAUUUCCUUUAAAGCCUGGUAAUCAGGUUGUUGAUUUGACACUGAACAGGCCAGCUCAGGGAAGUCCAUUGGAUGCUUUCAGUGGUAUAAAGCCAGCCCCUAUAAGCCUUAGUGGAACUGGAUCUUCUGACCCCUUGACAAAUCUUAAGCCAAGCCACACUUCAACCUCUUGGUCUAUGGCUUCCCCUGGUUUCCUGUCAAAGAAACCUGCAAAUAGUGGCAGUGAGGAAACGCACCCGUCACCUUUUCUGUAUAGACAUGUCUUUGAGGGCUCCAGUCAAAAAGGGAUUGGUUCAAGUAAAACUCCAAGCCUGUUUGAGGGAGUGUCUAACCGUGACGCUGAGCAUUCUGGGUCUUCGUCUGGAAGUGGUAAACCUCAACUUUUGCCUUCAAUGUUUAAGCCUUCUCCAAAUCAUGCAUCCUUCGAAACUGGCAGCCAUUUUGGUCAGGGAGAUGACUUGAUGGGGCUAGAGAAAGUAAACUCAGUUUUACAAAAGAAGCUCCCCAUGAAAAAUCCUCUAGAUUCUAAUAACUCUCAGAAAUAUGGCCAGAGAAACUCUAUUGAUGCUGACCCAUCUACUGCUCAUUCCUCUCCAAUGUGGAAGCCUUCCUUUGAUAGCAAAGAAUGGAUGAUGUUCCCCUUCUUCUUCAACAUGGUUGACAACUGGAACUUUGACUUUCCUCAAAUGGAUGUGAAGCCCCAAAAGUCAUUGAGUAGCUCAAAGAACAGCAAAGUUUACCAACCAGUUUACAGUAUGAUGCCUCAAAAGCGGAUCAUCAACUCCAAGAGCGCCUACAAAAGAGGAAGGUUUGUCUUAUCCAAAAUGACGUACACUCCAGAACACCAGAUGCAACAAAUCAAGGAUGCCCCUGUCUCGAGCUCUUCCAAAAGACCAACACAACCCCCCCAAGGUGUCAAAAUCUAAGGAACACUCAGAGGUUUCAACUUUGAAGUCGUGCUCUUUGAAAGAAAUAAAUUGUGUUUUGUAUAAA
Molecule: messenger RNA, 1454 nt
Organism: Oryzias melastigma (Indian medaka)
Lineage: Eukaryota; Metazoa; Chordata; Actinopteri; Beloniformes; Adrianichthyidae
Exons: 4
Coding region: 134-1387 (417 amino acids)
Source: RefSeq, a predicted model, not a curated record